AUGAGUCUUCCCUGCCUUUCUCUCAGUGAUGGGAAUUCCAUACCCAUGCUUGGAUUUGGCACCGGCACUGCUUGGUUCAAAGAAGAUCCCGGCGAACCAUUCAACUUAAAAUUAGUUGAGGUUCUGAAGACUGCAAUCCAGAGGGGGUUCCGCCAUAUUGAUUGUUCGGAUAUAUAUGGAACGGAGGAGGAAGUUGGCAUUGCCAUCAAAGAAUGCGGGGUCGCGCGUAAGGAGUUGUUUAUCACGACCAAGGUCUUAGAGGGGCUGUAUGGGAUUCCAACAGCCAUUGAAUCUAGCUUGUCAAAACUCCAGCUAGACUACGCUGAUUUGUAUCUUAUCCAUUCUCGUUCUAUUGCAAAAGACCUAUCCGACCUUGGCCAGGCCUGGCUAGCAAUGGAAAAGGUACAGGCCUUGGGUAAAGCAAAGCCGAUUGGGGUUGCCAAUCACCAACGCUCUCAUCUGGAGGAGAUUUUAAAAGUAGCUACAAUAACCCCGGCCAUCAACCCACUGGAAUUUCACCCCUAUCUCCAGCGAUCUCAUUAUGAGAACUACCUGUGUUGGAUGCGUGAGCAAGGAAUCGAAGUGGCUAGCUUUAAUGACCUAACACCGACAAGAAAAGCCAGGCCUGGUCCCCUUAAUCAACCACUAGCAGAGAUUGCGGCAAAAUAUGGUAUUACAGAGAACGCUAUCCUGAUAAAAUGGCAGAUUGAUCAAAAUGUUGUGCCAGUUACCACAACCUCUAAUACCAGUCGUCUUUCUGAGUAUCUGGCCGCUCUCGACUUGAUGUUGACUGUCGAAGAGAUGGAGGAAAUUGCUCAAAUUGGUCUUACUCAUCAUUUCCGCGCAUGGGCUCCAGAUCGGGUUGAUCCUGAUGACCGAUCCUGA
Penicillium malachiteum is the source of this 885-nucleotide messenger RNA. RefSeq names its product aldo/keto reductase. The record is from RefSeq and is a predicted model, not a curated record. NCBI's taxonomy places the organism in Eukaryota, Fungi, Ascomycota, Eurotiomycetes, Eurotiales, Aspergillaceae. Gene Ontology annotation, molecular function: oxidoreductase activity, acting on NAD(P)H as acceptor. The transcript is spliced from 3 exons. Bases 1 to 885 code for a protein of 294 amino acids.